GCAGCUGAAGCCGGGGUUUGCAGAAGAAUGCACCUUUAAGCUGCCACCGUCAGCCACCCACAAAGCCUGCCCUCCCCCGGUAGCCGUGGGCCCAGCAAGUCUUCAGCGUCUGUUGGACUUUGACCAGUAGUGUAAGGUUACUUCUGCCUGAACGUGGUUCACAUGCAGAUCCAGUAGGAGGACCAGACGCCCACAUGGUAACAGAACCUGGUCACUGAAAGAUGAAUGCAUGAACGUAGAUCACAUGCAGAUCCACUAGGAGAACCAGAUGCCCACAUGGUGACAGAGCCUGGUCACUGAAAGAUGAAUGGGGAGGAAGAAUUUUUUGAUGCCGUCACAGGCUUUGAUUCUGAUAACUCUGCAGGGGAAUUUUCAGAGGCAAAUAAAGUCACUGGAAUGGUUGACUUGGACACUAGCAAAAGUACCAGGAGUGAAAAAAGUGGAGAGAGAGCCCCUCAAGAAAAUGGAAUUCAAAAACACAGGACGGCUCUGCCUGCCCCAAUGUUCUCUAGAAGCAACUUCAGCGUGUGGAGUAUACUGAAAAAGUGCAUUGGCCUGGAGCUGUCCAAGAUCACGAUGCCAAUCGCCUUCAAUGAGCCACUGAGUUUCCUGCAGCGGAUCACGGAGUACAUGGAGCAUGUGUACCUCAUUCACAAAGCCUCAAGCCAGCCCCUUCCCCUGGAGAGGAUGCAGACCGUAGCAGCCUUUGCGGUCUCAGCUGUGGCUUCCCAGUGGGAGAGGACUGGCAAACCUUUCAACCCGCUUUUGGGAGAGACAUAUGAAUUGAUCAGGGAAGACUUGGGAUUCAGAUUUAUAUCCGAACAGGUCAGUCACCACCCUCCUGUUAGUGCAUUUUAUUCAGAAGGCCUCAAUCAGGACUUCAUGUUCCAUGGCUCCAUCUACCCAAAGCUGAAGUUCUGGGGCAAGAGUGUGGAGGCCGAGCCCCGGGGGACCAUCACGCUGGAGCUAAUCAAACAUAAUGAAGCCUACACCUGGACCAACCCCACCUGCUGUGUGCAUAACGUCAUCCUUGGGCAGCUGUGGAUUGAGCAGUAUGGGACAGUGGAGAUACUAAACCACAGAACUGGGGAUAAGUGUGUGCUUCACUUCAGGCCGUGUGGACUGUUUGGGAAGGAACUGCACAGAGUGGAAGGACACAUUCAAGACAAAAACAAGAAGAAGCUCUUCAUGAUCUACGGCAAGUGGACGGAAUGCUUGUGGGGCAUCGAUCCUGCUGCAUAUGAGUCCUUCAAGAAGCAUGAGAAGAGAGGUGACCAUCCAAGGAAGGUCAUGUUGGAUGAUGGCCCUGAGAAAGCUGAAAAUGAUGUGGUAGACGACGUGCCCAUGGCUCAGGAGACUGUGCAGGUCAUCCCGGGGAGCAAGCUGCUCUGGAGGAUCAACAAUCGGCCCCCCAACUCUGCCCAGAUGUACAACUUCACCAGUUUCACUGUGAGCCUCAAUGAGCUGGAAUCAGGUAUGGAGAAGAUCCUGCCGCCCACAGACUGCCGCCUGCGCCCCGAUAUCCGCGGCAUGGAGAAUGGCAACAUGGAUUUGGCCAGCCAGGAAAAGGAACGGCUGGAGGAGAAGCAGAGAGAGGCCCGCAAGGAGCGUGCCAAAGAGGAGGCAGAGUGGCGGACCAGGUGGUUCUAUCCAGGCAACAACCCCUACACUGGCACCCCUGACUGGUUGUAUGCAGGGGACUACUUUGAGCGUAAUUUCUCAGACUGCCCAGACAUCUACUGAGAGCCUAGGAGCCCAGCUCGGAGGCCUGUGAGUGGACUCCCAGAGCGGCACUCUGAGCUUCGCCAUAGCAGACACCAGCUUCUCCAGCCAUGAUGGCGGAGGUGGAGGACUUCAUGCAGUCAGCCUCGGAUUGCCCAGCACCUCACCUGCCGCAGCCCCUUCACACACACUGAGGCCUCAGAACAAGUCUGCAGCCCUUUUCCCUAGUGUGGCCACGGGCGCGGGCCAGCUGAGCUACCGGGAAACGUGUAACUGCGGGAAGCAGUCCUGCGCGCUCCUCACUGGGCUGUGGCUUAGGUUCUGGAAGGAAGGGUCCUGACCUACAAGAGGAAUGAUGACGCGGAGAAGGGUCCCUGAGUGAAUGAAGUGAAAAGUUGCCAGAUUCUGUAUUUUCUACCAAUCUUGAGAAGGUAAAGAUUACUUUUCAAAUAUUUAAGUUGAAACUACUUGAAUGGUGUUCUGCUGAAGAGCAGGAAACACGUUAGUCACCACUGUGUACUGUCCAGACAAAGCAGUCUCAUCGGAAGCAACGUGGCAGAGACACCGUGACUUGGAUGAGAAGCCUCCAGGACUGUGUCUGGCCAAGCACUCCCAUGGCUUCCCCAUCGCUGUAGGUGACGCCCACGCUUCCCCUCCACCCGUGUCCCCACAGUCUUGUGUCUCGUUGCCCUAGCAUGCAUGCUCCAGCAUAAGUCAUGCUGGGUUUUGCACAGUGAGAGGUCAGAGCAGGAUCAAUUUACCCGGUGUCAUUAAAGUUGUUAACCACAAGUAAGGGUGGCCAUCUCUACAUUCCCACCAAAUGAUGGACGUAUGUGAAAUGUUGACACCCAGGAAGGCUGUAGAGCUCUUUGCAUCAAAGAUAGCCUGCUGUGUGCACACGCACACAUGUGCUUACCCACUCGCAUGCACACCCAUGCAGUCAUAUGGGGCAUAGUUUGCCACAUCAGGCAUUUCUGAACGAGAAGUUACUGUCAUUGUAGUCCAGGCUUCCGAUUUGCCUUUGUCAUUAAAACACUUUGAAAAGCCA
Molecule: messenger RNA, 2770 nt
Organism: Jaculus jaculus (lesser Egyptian jerboa)
Lineage: Eukaryota; Metazoa; Chordata; Mammalia; Rodentia; Dipodidae
Gene: Osbpl2
Product: oxysterol binding protein like 2
Exons: 14
Coding region: 304-1743 (479 amino acids)
Cellular component (GO): cytosol; membrane; intracellular membrane-bounded organelle
Molecular function (GO): cholesterol binding
Source: RefSeq, a predicted model, not a curated record